AUGUCGUUAACCAAUGUCUACCACGUGCGCCGUGUCGCAGAGACCUCCGCUAAAGCAUGCAUGAUCUGCUACAAACCAUCAACCACUGUGAUGAUCACUCCAGACAACAAGGACUUCUUCUAUGUGUGCCCCGCACAUCUUCAAGAUCGGCACUUCUGCUCUCCUAUCAUCGACACAGAGGGUCAAGCAAAACGUCUCAAAGAUGCUGCAAUGGCCGAAGAGAUAGAAAAGGUCAAGAAGGAGUAUGAAGAGAAACAGCGUCGCAAGAAGGAGCGGAAGGCCUCGAGCAAGGAUGAAGACGAGAAAGAUAAGGAUAAAGACGACUCUAAAGAUAAAGGUAAAGAUACUUCCGAGACAAGUAACAAAGAUGAGAAGGAGAGAGAUGAGAAAAUUGCAUCUAUUCAAAAGGGAAGUGGCACAGAGACGAAACCGGAUGACUCUCCUCGAGUCUUUUCUUUGCACAAGAACUUUUAUCAAAUGCGGAUCGAACGACUACGCAGCAUCGAAAUGGCGAAACGAAACCAGGAAAGGAUGAAGAACCCUUCACUGUUUCCCUCUGUGCCAACUGGAAACCCAUAG
Penicillium brevicompactum is the source of this 579-nucleotide messenger RNA. RefSeq names its product AAA-ATPase Vps4-associated 1 family protein. Bases 1 to 579 code for a protein of 192 amino acids. The transcript is spliced from 4 exons. Gene Ontology annotation, cellular component: endosome. Gene Ontology annotation, biological process: vacuolar transport. Lineage: Eukaryota; Fungi; Ascomycota; Eurotiomycetes; Eurotiales; Aspergillaceae. The record is from RefSeq and is a predicted model, not a curated record.